CCAGAUGGUGGCGGUAAUGCUCCUCUAAGCUGGUUUACCAACCAACAACAAACACCAAAGAAGAAGCAGGAGGAGAUGCAUCGUUUCCGGUGAAGAUGGCGCUGAGCAGAGCAGCGUGUGUGUGGAGGACAUGUAGCGGGUUGGUGACCGGUCACCGGCUGCUGCUGCCCGCUGCUGUCCGGACACAGAGCUCCGGGAGCGGGCAGCUGCUGCCGCGGACCUCGCUGUCCAGUCCCCCGUGGCCGGAGCUCCUGGUCCCGCUGGAGGAAGAGGAGAGCCGGCUGGAGGAGCAGCACGCCGCCGUGGUGAGCACCGUGAACCGGAGGAUCCUGCAGCGGGACUUCGGUCGCCUCUUCGCGGUGGUGCACUUCUCCGGCCGCCAGUGGAAGGUCACCGCGGAGGACCUGGUCCUGCUGGAGAACCGCCUGGAGGCGCAGUGCGGAGAGCGGAUCCGGAUGGAGAAGGUGCUGCUGGUCGGAGCGGAGGACUUCACCCUGCUGGGCAGACCUCUGCUGGACCGGGACCUGGUCCGGGUCGAGGCCACCGUCAUCGAGAGGACCGAGUCCUGGCCCAAAGUCCACAUGAGGUUCUGGAAGAGACACCGCUUCCAACGCAAGAGGAUCAUCAUCCAGCCGCAGACCGUGCUGAGGAUCAACAGCAUCCAGCUCAACCCAGCACUCACCUGAGGAAGACUCACCUGAACCCAGCACUCACCUGAACUGAUCAGAACCUGAUCACACUCACCUGAGGAAGAACAUGAUGGUGAUGAAGAAGAGGGGACUAUUUCACACACAGACUGUUUGUUUUCAGUGAAUAUAAAUAUGUAUGAAUUAUUAUUUUUAUUAUUACUAAUAAUAAUGGGUUAUUAAUAAUAAUAAUA
Molecule: messenger RNA, 880 nt
Organism: Sebastes umbrosus (honeycomb rockfish)
Lineage: Eukaryota; Metazoa; Chordata; Actinopteri; Perciformes; Sebastidae
Gene: mrpl21
Product: mitochondrial ribosomal protein L21
Exons: 2
Coding region: 96-686 (196 amino acids)
Cellular component (GO): ribosome; mitochondrial large ribosomal subunit
Molecular function (GO): structural constituent of ribosome
Source: RefSeq, a predicted model, not a curated record